Molecule: messenger RNA, 666 nt
Organism: Macadamia integrifolia
Lineage: Eukaryota; Viridiplantae; Streptophyta; Magnoliopsida; Proteales; Proteaceae
Exons: 5
Coding region: 167-466 (99 amino acids)
Source: RefSeq, a predicted model, not a curated record
AUACCUCUCUUCUCAACUGAACUCCACAGCAAGAGUACCCUUUACGAUCGCCUUCCUCGGCAGCGGUCGGCUGUCCUCCGUAGUAUCCUCUGUAGGGUUUUUUGCAAACCGGCAAUCUGCAGCUGUAUAUUUGAGGGACAGUUUCAAAGACACGAGUAAGGGAGAAAUGGAGAGGUUUUUUGGCAGUGCGUACCGAGGAGAUCCAGGGGUGCCACAUUCUGGCACAGAACGAUUCAUGAACAUAUGGAUCGGCUCAGCUACUUUCUCUGCACUCACCUUUUUCGAUCCCUACAUGUGGCAGCUCUCGAAUCAGUACAACUGGCAUGAUAAGGCAAUGUUAUUUGAGCAGCACCACUGGAAGAAAGCACUGGAGAAAAAGGAGCCCUAUAAGUUCAAGUGGAACCAAUACAUGGACAAGGAUCUACGCGAGUCUUACUAUUUCAAUUGGCCCGUCUACUUUCCAUAGAUAUUUUCUCCCAUGCCUUGUUUCUUUGUUAUGUUGGUGUAGAUUGUUAAUGGACAUACUCUACAUCACAUGGAUAGAUGCUAUGGUUUUUCCUUUUCUUUUUUCUAGGUUUUCAUAGCAAUGAGACUACUGGAUCCUCAAAGUUGAAUGUGUAUAUCUUGCUUUGAUUGUUAAUCCCAAGUUCAAGGGUCUUUCUUGAA